Molecule: messenger RNA, 654 nt
Organism: Sardina pilchardus (European sardine)
Lineage: Eukaryota; Metazoa; Chordata; Actinopteri; Clupeiformes; Clupeidae
Exons: 3
Coding region: 1-654 (217 amino acids)
Biological process (GO): pore complex assembly; monoatomic cation transport; cytolysis in another organism
Cellular component (GO): pore complex
Molecular function (GO): channel activity
Source: RefSeq, a predicted model, not a curated record
AUGACCAUCAUUGAAUUUGGCUUCUUCACUACAAAGUCGCAUUGCGGACGUCCACGCCUGACGGCCAGAUGGGGUCGCUUCGAGCACCAGAUCCAGGUUCGAAACAUGGCCUCUGCCCUUGAAGGCGUGAAUACAGGCCUUACCAUGGCUGAACGCUUGCUUCCUACACAUCGGGAGUGCAACAUUGAUAUUAAAAACACCUCUGCUUUCAUCCUGUGCAACCCGAAGUCUCACAGUGUCAGUGGAUACUGUAAUGAUCCUCUGCCUCCGACACUCAACCCAUCCGAAGAAGGCAAAGGUUGCUUCAUCAAGACUGCCCACACAGCCUGUGGGUCUGUGGGCGUCUUCACCUAUGACAUCUUCCAGCAACAUGAAAAUCAGUACAUUGGAAAAAUAGCUGUGAUGUUCUCUAAUCCGUAUGACUUUAGUUUGUACUCUAACUGGUACGCUGUGGGAGUGCUCGGAAUGGAAAAGUCCUGUGACUAUGAGCUGUAUAAUGAGAUGUAUAACGGGGUGCAGAUGGGAUUUGUCAGGGGUAAAGCCUCUGGGAGCAGUCUCACUCACGAUGGCUCUUCAGUGGGCAUCACUGCCAGUAUGUCAGACAGCUAUCAGCCUGUCCUCAAGAUCAAGGUCUACAACAGGGGUCGGCAAUAG